AUGCUCGGUACGGUGGUUUACUAUGGCCGUGUAGUAUCCUUAAAAGUCACCACUUCGACCGUUGUGGCGCUAACGGACCAAGGAGAGCUGCUGGCAUUCGAUUGGACUUCCGAAAAAUUCAACUCGCUUGAGUGUGGCAAAGGAAUUAGGUGCGUUGAGUUGGGUUCCAAAAAUGAUCAGCUGUUGAUCGUGCGCCACCUGGAAUCGAACCGCACUGUGCUGGACGUGAUCGAAACAAUCGACAACUGGCAUGAAAUUCAAACACUGAAAAGUUAUGAUCUGGCUUUAGAUUGUGCCGAUUUCGAAACACAAUUUUGUGUGAAAAAUAUUCAUGUACGGUCAGAAAAUCGAUGCUUUUUAGCGGAUUUUCUCGGAUUCACCCAGCUCACCUGUGGCCAGAUUGUGGUGCUAAUUGGGGCCAAUAGUAAUCUGUACUGGUUGCGCGAGCGUCAGGACGACGUCGAAAGCGAUCUGAUUAUUGUUCGAACUUUUGCAUCACACGUGCUCGAUUUCAAUCUAUCUGAAGCCACAAUCUGUCUCGCAGUGCUACUGGAAGGGGGAGUAAUGACCGUUUUUAGUCGUUCGUCUUCACCGGAAACACUGUUAAUAUGUAGUACCACCAUUUACCUACAAUCACCACCGGUCGAGGCGCACACUUUCGAACACGGGCUGUUACUAUACUCGAACGGUUUUGGAAUGUACCGUGUUCGGUAUGAGUACUCAGAGGAAGCGAAACAGAUCGUUACGGAAUGCAACCAACUUCCGGUGUAUGGGGUGGUGGCGAUAACACUGCUUGAGCAUUUGGAAAAAGCAGUUUUCCUGACCGAAAACAAUUUGUUCUAUGUGGUCGAUUGCAUGUCUGAGAAGAGCAUAGCAACGGCCGAUCCAACGAGGAUGAUGAAACUUAGGAAAAGCAUGCCGAAUGUGGCAAAACGUAUUACCAGAAGACUGACCGACGAAGUGGAGCUAGACGAACGACUAGCGCAGGCAAUUGCCAAGGAGCAAAUAAAAUACGAUGCUCUAUCUCUUUAUCGUAAUCGGCAAGUGUUUGGUAAACUGGCCAAUAUGGAUAUCUCCUUUCACAGGGAGAUGCCGUCCCGAUCUCAUGGAGCUUUGUUGGAGACCGAAGGAAAGAGCGAGCCGAUUACGCUAUUCGCCAGCGUCAAGAUAACACUGAAUCUGGGAUACUUCGAGCUGCUAGUGAGGCAGAAAAGUUGGUGCCUUAAUGUAGAGUUUAACCGACGCACUAUAGUUUGGCCGGUGCAUGAAACAUUUAACAAAGAAGGUCAUUUUCACACAAUCGUGCCUCUCACAAAAAGUCAACUAGUCAGCGGGCUGCCUACAUUCCGGGCCGAGAUUUUCACAUCGGUCGACCAUGGUCACGAUGGUGUGCUACUAACGUUACUUCCCGUCCCGACAACCGUUCGAUCUGAAGAACACAAUACAAAAGAAUUUAUAGUAAACCUAAGUUCCGCAUUAUACCGUAAAGCAGUACCGCUAAAUAGGCAAACAGCUGUUGCCCAGGAGAUUAUACGAAAAAAUAGCCUCGAUCGAUCCGAAAACCGAACCCCUGAUAUCCCCUUUCUAACAUACUGUAUUCGCAACGAGCAAUCAAAAGCAAGGGCACUUCGUCUAUCAGAAGACCUGCGAUUAUAUUCUCACCAUACGUGGUCUGUUCUGGAUGAGCCGGUUACCGUCGGCUGGAACGCUGGAAAAACGGCCAUUCAGCUAAGUGCCAACCAUCCGCUAGCGCUGGACCAGUUUAAACGAUACUUAUUAAGGGCCGAGGAGGAGUACGAUAUUGAAAUCAGUUACUGGAAGGAUAACUUGAAAAUUUUCUAUCUCAAGCUGCAAGCGGCAUCCGAGGACGAAUUAAUCGUACAACUCUAUCGACGUUUGCGAAACAGUGACAGUGAUUUAGAAAUAUUAGAAUAA
Anopheles bellator is the source of this 1935-nucleotide messenger RNA. RefSeq lists its product as uncharacterized. NCBI's taxonomy places the organism in Eukaryota, Metazoa, Arthropoda, Insecta, Diptera, Culicidae. Bases 1 to 1935 code for a protein of 644 amino acids. The transcript has 2 exons. The record is from RefSeq and is a predicted model, not a curated record.